Molecule: messenger RNA, 606 nt
Organism: Paraglomus occultum
Lineage: Eukaryota; Fungi; Glomeromycota; Glomeromycetes; Paraglomerales; Paraglomeraceae
Source: the annotation of a GenBank genome assembly
AUGACCUAUUUAUGGGCCAAUCCGUUUGCAAAAUUAACCUCACUGUCUACGUUACGACAAUUUCUGAACGAAGAAGAACGCUUAGAAAUUAAAGCUAAAGAAGAUGAAGUUGAAAAAGAAGAUAACAAUAAUGUUGCGCCCUUAUUUUAUUAUCCUGGAUUUAUCAAAAUCAUUAAUCUCUGUUGUCUCAAAAAUUGUUGUAAACACGAGUUUAAAAAUAACCAACUGAAAACAGUAAAAAUCAUACCUGGGUUACUCGUACGAUAUGAAGAGACGCCGCCACGCUCAAGAAGUAUUGAUGAUAACGCGCCAACGAACGCUGCUUUAUUAUGUAAGGCGCUUGCGGAAAUUUUCGAAAACGUUUCGUGCAAAGAAUUUGUGCGUACAUUCGACAGUCUAUUUAAGCAGCCAGACCUCGAGCCAGACCCGGAGCAGCUAAACCGCGAGCAGCCAGCAGCAGUUACCUUACGUCGUACAACGAGGGACACCUUCGUGCUCAUUGUUGAACAUCUUGAUAGGGAUAUUGCUAAAAAUGUCCGGUUAUUAAAAUUACCUAUAAACAUUAUCUGGGACUUUUUGGCUGAGGUACUAGUCGGAGAGCGCGGG